Molecule: messenger RNA, 2067 nt
Organism: Brassica oleracea var. oleracea
Lineage: Eukaryota; Viridiplantae; Streptophyta; Magnoliopsida; Brassicales; Brassicaceae
Product: TMV resistance protein N-like
Exons: 3
Coding region: 19-1293 (424 amino acids)
Biological process (GO): defense response; signal transduction
Molecular function (GO): ADP binding
Source: RefSeq, a predicted model, not a curated record
CCUAUAAAGAAUUUAAAGAUGAAUAGAAUCUUGAGAAAACUAUCGUGCGUUAAGACAAAAGUUAAAACUUCACUGCGACUAUUCGAAUCCAGGUCAUCACUGUCUUCUUCCUCUUCUGCCUCUUUCACUCCUAAGAGGUUCGACGUCUUUCUAAGCUUCAGAGGCGCAGAUACUCGCAGGAAGUUCGUUAGCUUUCUGUACAAGGAUCUAGAGGCUAAAGAGAUUCGAACGUUCAAAGACGACAAGGAACUGGAGAGUGGCCGUCCGAUUCCACCGGAGCUUGUCCAAGCCAUCAAAGGAUCAAAAAUCGCCAUCGUGGUGGUCUCUGCGACUUACCCUGCUUCCUACUGGUGUCUAGAGGAGCUCGUGAAGAUUCUGAAGUACGAGAAAAAGGGUUUGCUCAAAGUGCUGCCUGUUUUCUACGAGGUUGAUCCUUCUCACCUGAGGUGGCAGAUCGGAGAAGUAGCGAAACAGUUCAAGAAACACGAGAAGAGACAAAGCAAAGAGAGGGUCAAGUCUUGGAGGGAUGCGUUGGCUUAUUUGGCUAAUCUUUCCGGCGAAUGUUCCAAAAAAUGGGAUGAUGACUCAAAGCUUGUCGAUGGAAUCACGGAGAAGAUAUCAAAGAUGUUGUUCUCAACAACACCUACCAACGGUAACAACCUAAUUGGUAUCGACCAACACAUGGACGAGUUGUAUCCAUUACUGGAUCUACACUCAAACCAAGGUGUUAGAGUGAUUGGUAUAUGGGGAAGAGGAAGCAUCGGAAGAUCAGUACUAGCUAAGCACGUCUACGAAAACAUCUCACAUAACUUCGAAGCUCAUUGUCACCUCGAAGACGUGAGGAGGGUUUCACGACACUGCCGCAGAUCUCAUCUACAAGAAGAGCUUCUUUCCAAGAUGCAAGGAGAAGGCCUGGGCGCAAAGACAAGGUGUCUUAACGCAAUCAAAGCAAGGCUCAGGAACAAGAAGAUUCUGCUUGUGGCUAACGACGUAGACAAGAUCAAACAGUUAGAUGCGCUUGCGGAGGAGUUUAGCUGGUUUGGUCCAGGGAGCAGAAUCAUCAUAACCACACAAGAUAGACAACUUCUUAGUUCAUCUGGUGUGACGAGUGUCUAUGAAGUUGAGCUCUUGAGAUGCUACGAAGUUCGUCAGCUAUUCAGGUCAGUAGCAUUCAAGCAGAGAAGUGAUCCUGAACCUUUCAGGAAUAUUUCUGAUGCGUUCGAGUCGGUGUUAUGUAGGGGAACAAAUAUUGCCAUGGAAUGGUUAGGUUGUCUACAUGUUAGAUCUGGUUAGGGGACAGUGUUCCCUUUUCAUAUACUAAACUUAGUAAGACGUGGCUUAUAAAUAGUAAUGUUCUGUAUAUUUUUGGAGUGGGUUGCUGGUGUAUAUAUAGAAGAACUGCCAUUCUUUACUUGGAUUAAGUAGGAGUCAAAUAGAAGUCAUUGAUGCAGAUAAGAGCGAGGGAUGUUGUUCUGUACAGUUAUUGAUGGAGAUGGUAUAAACAAUGCCUCUGGCAUCGAUCAUUUAAUCAAAGAGGUGAAGCUAGGAGAGUGUGGCCUCUCCUAAGCUGUUGUCUCCAUCAUGUGUCCUCAAAGCAGCUAGCGGUAUGCAUUGUUUUAGAGAGGAGAUAUGCAAUAUUCAUAAUCUUUUAGUAUACCUUUUGUGAUAUUACAGGGAAGAGUACUACACUGUUGAAGUUUGUUUGGAGCAAAUUUUAUGUUGACGGAUGCAUUUAAGAGAAUGUAUGCCUUCAUCUGAUAGUAUUUCCAUAUAACUUUCCUCACACUUUGUCGCCUGGUUAAGAAAAUUUUCUACAGGUCUCAGACCACAAAAGAUAUCUGGCUUGCAAGAUGUGCCGAUAUAGAGCCUUGCACCUUGGUAAUGGACUUGAAGGCCACCGAUGGUGCAAAACCCGGCGUUAGGGGACCCUUUACUUAGUUCUAGAACUUUUCUUUAUGGCAUGAUUUGAAUCGGUUGAUCAUUUUUCUCUUACUGCAAAAAAUUGAAAGGAGGGGUAUAAAUAUAUGUAGUAUGUACGAUCUCAAAACCUAGUUCCGUGAAAGUUAA